Messenger RNA from Anneissia japonica, 7916 nucleotides. Its product is annotated as centriolin-like. Gene Ontology annotation, molecular function: protein binding. Lineage: Eukaryota; Metazoa; Echinodermata; Crinoidea; Comatulida; Comatulidae. The transcript is spliced from 42 exons. The record is from RefSeq and is a predicted model, not a curated record. The coding region runs from base 164 to 7330 and encodes 2388 amino acids.
GUAAUGUAUAUGGACGACGAAGUUCAUAAAGCAAGAGCGGCUUUUUCAACUGUACGACGGUUUUGUUCGUAAUGAAACUUUCAAAACCUGCAAUGCUAGCAGUUCACCGAUGAAAACAAUUUCAAUCAGCAUGUUUAGUUGAACACUGCAACAUUUUAAAGUCAUGAAAAGAAACAGCAGAACCACAAUACCAGUACCUGCCAGGUUGAAUAACAGAAACCAACAUAAAAAUGUAAAGUCAUCUGUCUCUCCACUUACUCCAUCAACUCUAAGCAAACAUUAUGCUGCAGAAAACAGACAAGAAACAUCACCCUCUAAGUACCCAGUCCGAUAUAUCACAGAAAAUUUAAUCCAGAAAGUUUCAGGUAAAGAGAAUGUGGCGUGGGUGACAACACUGAAAUUGAACCUUCAAAAAGAAGGUGGCAAAAGAUUCAAGUAUAUAGAGAAUCUGGAAAAAUGUCGACAUCUUGAGGUGUUAAGUCUCAGUUGUAAUCAGAUUGAGAAGAUUGAACGGUUGGACAACCUGACAAGACUGAGGGAAUUGGAUCUCAGUUUCAACUGUAUCACACAUAUAGAAGGACUUGACACUUUAGUUGGGCUUCAGAAACUAAAUCUUUCUGGAAACCUUAUUGAAUGUAUUCCAUCAGGAAUUGGAAAAAAGCUCAAAAGACUGAGGGUGUUACGUGUAACCAGGAAUCUACUUUUCUCACUGCAUGAUAUUGCCCAUCUUCGUCCAAUGAGAGAUCUAACUCAGCUUUCAAUAGAGCAGAAUCCAUUGUGUGAACUUCCACAUUUUCGACAGUACAUCAUUUUCCAGUUGCGGUCAAUAGAAAGCUUGGAUGGGCUCCAAAUCACUCAUGCAGAUCGUACCAAUGCCAAUGAACGAUUUGAAAAGGAGGAACUUGAGAAUUUAGAAAUACAGAUAAGCAAAGAUAAUGAAAAGAUAAGAAAUCUUGAACUGAAUCAAUCCAGAAAUGAAGAGGAGAUGAAAAAGAAAGAUAAACAUGGCAUCCAGUUACAGCAAAUGAAUGAAGAACAGAAGAAUGCAAUGAAAGAAUUGCAGAGAGAAGUGGAAACAAAAAAUGAAUUGCUUAGAAGAAAAACAGCUGAAUUGACGAAGGCUUGUGAAAAGCAGUAUAGACUUGAGCAAGAACUUGCAUUCUAUAAGAUAGAUCACAAGUUUGAACCCCUUGGCCCAUAUCCAGAGAUAAACAAUGAAGUAGAAGAUGGGGGAACAGAAGAAGCAGCUUACUUGGGUAAAGCUUUUUUCAAGCGUAAUGCGUAUGCUGGAGAGGGCGUAUUUGAUGUUAAACGAAGGAGAAUUCUGAGGAUGCAGCAAGGAAACGAAAUGAGUCAAGAAAAAGCAGAGAUUGAACAGCAGUUACAGAAGGUUGCUGAUGAUCGAUUGACUGAAAAGGAAAGACAAAUUGAAAGAGCUGAAUCACGACUUCAAAAAUUACAAAAUGAACUGAGAAAAACUGAGCAGCAAGUCUUAUCAGCGUCUGAAGAGUUGAAAAACAUUUCUAAUGUGCAACCAUCUAGUAUGUCUCCGGAACAGAAGUUAGCACUUCAAAACCAAUUGGCUGAUAAGAUGACAGCCAUUAAUCAGUUGCGUGAACAGGUGAUGCGCAUUGAGGAUGAUAUGGACCGAACCAACAACAUUAUACAUCAGAAAGAGAGAGAAAUGGCUCAGCUUAGGCGCCAGUUGGAAAAAGUUGCUAAAGAAGACCCUAAGCAUGCCGAGAUUCAAGCUGCAAUGAAACAGGAGAAAGCAGCUGUCGGAAGAGCUGUUGAAGAUUCUAAGAAACUAAAAGAAGAUAUGGAUCGAAUGUUGGUAACAAUUGCUAAGGAAACUGAAGCUCUGAAAGAUCUAGAAGAAAAGCUUGUUCUUGGUCAAGCUGAUAUGAAUGAUGAGCUGAAAGAUGAUUUAGAAGAUGUUAUUAAAGGAUUAACAGACUACUUAGAUCGGGUCAAGAAGCAAGCAGAAGAGUGUCAGCGAGAAAACCAGAUCCUUCAUCAAGAAAAGGAUUCCUUAGUAGGAGAGUUAAUACAUGCUGAACAAUUGAAGAAAGAAUUAGAGGCAGAAAAACUUCAAGCAAGACAAAAACAAAAGCAUGUGGAUGAUCUAGAAGCUACGUUGGUAGAACUGCAAGAAGAUAAUGAUGCCCUCCAGAAGUCUAUGAACGAAACUAGUAGACAUAUACCAGACCUUAGGCAGAAACUAAAACGAACCCAAGAGGAUAAUGAGAGGCUGAAGGCUGCCCUCACUGGCAGAGAUACAAAUGCUAAUGAUAAAAUACAUGCUUUAGAAGAUGAAAGGGAAUCCCAGAACAGAACAAUAGUGGAAUAUAGAGAUGCUAAUGAGGCUAAAGAGCAAGAGAACCAGAGGCUUGUUGAACAACUCAAGGCAUUACAGGCAAUCAAUAAUUCAAUGAAGGAUAAUCUGAAGGAUCAAGAAGAUAUGAUGAACAAUCUAAUGAAUGAUUCCAUCAACCCUGAUGAUGUGAUGAGAAGAAUUGAGGAAGUCAAGGAAAGGAUCCAAACAAGGAAAGGCAGAUUGAAGCCUACAGGAGAAGAUGACCAAGUGGGAAGAUCGCUAGGUAAUCUUCAGGAUUUGAUGGAAGGAAAGUUAAAGGAAGCCAAGAAGGAAGUUCAGAAAUCAAAAGAAAGGCAAAAAGAGGCUGAGGCAGAACUAAGGGAGAUGAAGCAACGAUUAAGACAACCCCAUCUUCCUGGUGAUUCUCCAGUAAGAGAGGAUGAUAGGAAUGAUGAAAUCAGGGCUCUCCAUGAAAUGAUUGACGACUUGCGUCAACAGCUUCAAGAUCCUCGAAACAAAAGAGGGAAAGAUGAAAUAGAUGCAGUGCAAAUACAGGAUGCUUGGCAUGACUGGGAGCUGAGUGAACCAAGAGACACAAUGAGAAGAAUGGGAAAAGCCAAGGAUGGAAUGGAAGCAAAUGAUGGAUUAGAAGAAAAGAUUCAUGACCUAGAGACUGAGCUUGAACAUGUGAAAAACAAACUUCAACAGCAAGCAAAUCCAUCAGGAAUAGACGAGAAGAGCAGGAGAAAACCUACUGCAAAAUCACAGAGGGAUAUAGAAAUCAUGAAACUCGAUGCUAUUGCAGACGCUGAGGCUCAUGCAAGUCAAACAGUCAGACAAGCUGCGAGAGAGUUGUCGAAGGCACAAGAAGAGAUAAAUGACCUCGAGCAUGCUCUGUCUGAGCGUGAGAAGGAAUUAGUGCAUGAAAUUGACAGAGGAGACACGGCUACACACACAAUAGGUGAACAGCAACAAGAGAUAGGCAUCCUUUACGAGACACUUGAAGACCAAAAAGGUGAAAUCCUUCGACUUCACAACCUGUUAACUCAAGCAUUACAAUCUGAAGAUGAAAUUAAUCAGGAAAAUGACCCAAUACAGGCAUUGCUGAAGGAGGUAGAAUCACUAAGAAGAGCAGUAAUAGAACAAGGUGAACGAGUUGCUGAAGUUGGUACACCAAAACAACAGGGGAUCUUGAAGAAAAAGGUCCACAGGUCAGGUAGACAACCUUAUUCUAAUGUCGGUGGGGAUUCAAGACGCAGAGGAUUACGAUUUUCUGAAAUUGUAAAUGGAGAAAAUGACCAUGAUAGUAAUCAGCAAGGUGAUAGAAGCAGCUAUAUCCAAAACCCUAACACAUAUGGUCAUCCACACUCUUUAGAAUGGAUAUCUUCAGGACAACCUCAUCGAUUUGCAUUCACACCACAAGCUCCUACUGCUACAUCAACACCUCAUUCAGUUAGGCCAGUACAUCAAAUGCCAUCUCUGCAACUACUUGAACAUCAAAUCCCAACUCAUCAACCACCUACACAUCAAAUGCCACCUCAUCAACCACCUACACAUCAAAUGCCACCUCAUCAACAAACUACACAUCAAAUGCCACCUCAUCAACCACCUACACAUCAAAUGCCACCUCAUCAACCAACUACACAUCAAAUGCCACCUCAUCAGCCACUUACACAUCAAGUGCCACCUCAUCAACCACCUACACACCAAAUGCCAUUGCAUCAACCACCUACACAUCAAAUACCACCACCUCACGAAGCACCACCACAUCAGCCAUCAGGACAGUUUACAACAACCCCAGGUAAACAACGUACUACUAUUGCUGUUGAUGACCUGAAAGAACGUGGAAGUCAAAGGAGGAUGGAAGUGCCUGAUGAUGUUCUGUUUUGCAAUGUUCCUGAACAUCAUGACUUGGAGGAUUAUGUUAAAAAUCUUGAGAGAAAUAUUACUCAACUAGAGGACGAUUUGUCUAAACUUGAAAAUACAUCUGCCAAGAACAAAAUGAGAUCAAGAUCCUCUAGAGAAGUGGAUGACAUGUUAGAAGAAGCUCUAAGUGACCGACAUGGUGAAUUAGAAGGACUGGAUCUAGCCAUUGAAAAACAGAAGGAUAGACUUGAAAAACUAAGAGCAGAAAACAGAGGAAUAGCAGAAGAGAGAAGAGGUGCAAAUAUUGAGUUGGAGGAUUUGUUGAGAGGAAUGACCCAACUGAAAAGGGAAGGAGAAGAACUUAAAUUAGAGAAAGAGAUUGUUAAGAGAGAACUACAAGCAAUGCGCGUGUCUGAAAGAAGAAACAGAAGGAAGGAAUUUCUUGAGCAAGACCAGGAAUCUGAAGGAACUUCUACGGAAUAUUCUUCGGACUAUAGAGGGCACCUUCAACAUAUCCAGCGAGAGAUUGCUUGCACAGAGAAGACUUUGACAAAAAGAAGAUCAGAGUUGAGGGAAGCUGAUAAUCUGCUGCAUGAAUGUGAAGAAGAUUUACAGAGUGUUAGGCAAAAGGCAAACGAAACAUUGAACGAAUAUGAUGAAGCAAGUAAAAGGCUAACAGAAACUAACGAAGAGUACAACGAAAUGGAAAAACGAGCACAAGAACGGGCAAAGGAUAUUGUCAAUCUGGAAACACAAUUACAAGAUCUCAAAGAGGAAGCAGAGGAACUUGAUGACCUCAGGAUGCAGCGGGAAGAGGAAUUGAAAGCAGUUGAAAUUGUAAUUGGAAGUCGUGAUGCCGAAUUCAGAAGUUUAGAAACUAAGACACAACACAUGCGUGGAAGACUUCAAAAAUUAGAAUCUGAUGUACUAAUGAGUGAGCAGAAAAUUCUUGAGCAAUCAUCAGCAAUUAAAGAUGGAACUAAAGAAUUAUUAGAAAAGAACACACACCUGAACCACUUAUCUACCCAGAUAAAAAGUCAGGAGGAAAAGUUAGCAUCCAUUAUGCAAGAUAUGGCUCAGAAGGAAACUGAAUUGCAACGACUGACCAACAGUGUUGAUACAAGCAAACAGAAACUAAUUAUGGCCCUGAAAGAUGGAGAAGCAGAAGUCACUGAUACAGAGCGAAAAAUUAAGGAAGCAAAAUUCAAACUGGAACAGCUAAACAAAGAAAAGUCGCAGUUGAGUAAAAGUGUAACCGAUAGCAACAGAAAGCUUGCUGAGUCCAGGACACAAAUGGAAGAAACCGACAAGGAACUUCAGUAUGUAGGUGGCAGCAUUGAGAAGAGCAAAACUGAACUGAAACAUACUCUAGAACUAAUACAGUUAGAAAAAACAGAAUUGGAGGCUUUGAAAAUACAGCAUGAACGGAAGAUGGCAGAGCUGGAGCAAACACAAAUAGCUGUGUUAGAGGAAAGAGCCCAGCUUGAAAACCUACAGUCAGAAGUUCAACAAAAGCAAGUAAGUUUAGAAUGCACUCGACAACAAAUUGAAAUAGAAAGGACAUUAAAGGAGCAGCUCACCGAAGAAAAGCUUUUAAUGGAAACCGGGAUAAACAAUCUACACAGAGAAAAAGAAAUGCUAGAAAAUAACUGUGAAAGCAUGGGAUCAAAAGUCAGGAAAUUUAAGAGGCAGCAGUCGGAGAGUGAAGGAGUGUAUGAGACUUUACAAGGUCAGUUACAGAAGUUGAGUGAGGAUGUACAUAAGUCAGAGAAGGACGUAGAUGAAAUGACUUACAAGCGUUCUGCCAUGGUGAAGGAAUUCCAGGCUACCAAGCACAAGCUUAAAGAUCUUCAGACCCAAAUGAAGACAACAAACAGAGAACUAAUGGAGAAAAAUGAUCAGAAAGGCCACCUGGAAAAUGAAUUGAAAGAUGCUGUAAAACAGAAAGAACAGAUUCUACUAGAAGUUGAACAGUUGAAGACGAAUAUCAGUCAAGAGCGUGAUACCCUUACUAACAUUCUGUCUCAGCAACACGUACGGCAGGAAGAGUUACAUCAGCUUUUAAUGGAUGUUGAAAGACGUCAACUUGAGGCUGAGGACAGUAAAAGGGCACUUGAGAGUUUGAAAGCUGACUUAGAACAUGAAAAGACAAAAAUGAUCACUUUUCAGAGUCAGUAUGAAAAGAAAGACAGUGAAUUGCUGUCAAGUUUAUCUCAGAAGACAGCAGAUUUGAGGAAAGCAAGCGAGCAACUUAAAACUCUGCAAAUUGAUAUUGGAAAUUUAGAGUCUGCAUUGGGAAAAAUUCAACGUUUAGAAGCCAAUCUGGAGGCUUUAACCCAUGAUCUGGAAUCAAGGGAUGAUGAAAAAACUCAAUUGGCUGAAACUCUGAAUUUCUCACAUGCUGAAAUUCAGAGUCUUAGAAAUGAGAAAAUGGAAAUUCAAAACCAGGUACUAGAACUUGAAUUGAAAUUACAACGCAACAAAAAGAAAUACAGCGAUUCAAGCAAGUCAAAUCAAGAAGCUCUUAAAACCAUGAAAAGACAAAUCGAAAGAUUAGUAGAAGCUGUGGAAGAACAUAGAAACCGUGCAAAUCGAUUGAAUCAGGAAUUAUUAGAGACUCGUGAAGAGUAUAUACAGUUGCAACAAAAGAAUGCUAAACUAUCAGCUGUAAACAGGAAAGAGAAAAAAUUGGAGGCAUCUCUACGUAACCUCCGAGAAGAAAUCAAAUCAGAAGUAUCUGUUGGUUUAAAGGAUUUAGAAUUGUCGAGAUUUGAGGUUCUAGAUGAGUUGCAAGAAAUGCAUGAACAAAAAAGAGCCCUGACCAGUCAAUUAGACACACUUAAUCACUCACUCCAUAUGGCUACGCUUGAAACUAGUAUAGAUCGUGACAGUGGCUUUCAACACCAUUUUAACCAGGCACAGCAUAAGGACACAAUAAAGGAACGUUUUGAGCAUGAGCAAGCUAUGCUUAAGCUUAAGAUACAACAGCAAGUUGAGAGGCAGGCAGAGAUUCUUGAUAGUGUGCGGAAAAAAUCAGAAUACACAUUAUCCGGUGUCAAACAGAAGCUGUAUAAUUUUGAAGAGUUGGUUAAUAAAAGCGGCCUCCAGUCGAGAUUACAGGAUGAUGACCAGUCUUCUAUUAGUUAAUGAUUCUAGGUUUAUAUAACCUGAUUAGAGCCGAUGUGAAACAUCUUUAAAAAUGUUAUACUUAAGAAAUUUAAGUAUGCAAGACUCAUCCAAUCCAUUAUACUCAGACGUUAUCGUAAAUAGAUCGGGAAGGAUUAGACUUAAACAACAUAAAAUAUCCAAAAACCGUUUCAGACAUUCAGCAUUUUACAUUGCUUGUAAUUUAUUUAAUCAAAACUUAAGAAGAUAGCUACACAAACUCCAAUUUUUAUAAUACUAGAGAAUUUUUAAUUGAUAUUUAUCACAUUUAUAAACGAUUCUAUGUUAUGUACAAAAAUAUCUCAAUUUAUUUUUUGACAAUAAAGUUGUAUCUUGUAUCUUGCACCACAGAAACUGAUAAUUCGUAGCUUCCAUUCAUUAAAUCUAUAUUAAUGUAAAUAUUUGCCUACACAUCACUAUUUAACUGAAAGUGAUUUCUAAUAAAAUUUAAUUCAAAUACAGUAGUUUUAAUAACUUUGCAAUGUGUUAAAGUGAAGCUUCUAUAACAAUUGUAACAUAUUGUAUUAUUUUUUCCUAUAUAAAUCUACAACAAUGUUGCUGAAUUAAA